This is a messenger RNA of Manis pentadactyla (Chinese pangolin), 3372 nucleotides long. RefSeq names its product transmembrane channel like 2 (gene TMC2). Gene Ontology annotation, biological process: vestibular reflex; detection of mechanical stimulus involved in sensory perception of sound. NCBI's taxonomy places the organism in Eukaryota, Metazoa, Chordata, Mammalia, Pholidota, Manidae. The transcript has 20 exons. Gene Ontology annotation, molecular function: mechanosensitive monoatomic ion channel activity. The record is from RefSeq and is a predicted model, not a curated record. Gene Ontology annotation, cellular component: plasma membrane. Bases 1 to 3372 code for a protein of 1123 amino acids.
AUGACCUUGACUGGACUCACCCCACCGCCAAAGCCACUCCGCGGACGCACGCCGGAGCCGCCUCGCUACUCGGAAAUCGCGGGGCCCAGAAUUACGGCCCCCGCCCAAAAAGAACGUGGAGGUCCAGGUCACUCGCCGCGGCCGGCGAAGGGGCUCAGCGCGGCGUCCAGCACAUCGGGGAUUCGGGGCUGGCUAGGCGCCCCCCGUUUUGUCCCCAAAGCCGUGCCCCCUCCUCCCAGCAGCGCAGACCCCGCACCCGCGGCCGAGCCGCCGCUCCUCCACCAGCCGCACUCGGCCCAAGCUCCAGCCCUAGGCCGGCCUCUCCCGACCCGCCUUCCCGUCCGGGGAACACACCAGGAGCCCAGGACCCAUACAGUCUGGCUUGCCCAGCGGCACUUCGCUCACUCGCCUCCGGCGCCGGCCGCCACCACAGCUGCACUUCCCAGAAUCCCUGCCGCGCCGCCCCAGCCGCUAGACAACCGCUUCCCUCCGCACCGCGCGGUUAACCGGCCCGUCACUGCAGUGACCGCCCGCCUCAAGUCUCAGGCGACACCCCUGCAGAACUCAGGCACGGGUCCCGAACGGAGCCGCUACCCGCUGCGCCCCUUCCGGAAAGAUUCGCAGUCCCAGAGGUCUUUGCGGCAGCUCCCGCCCGCGGCUCCCAGAUCCCGCGCGGCCGCCGGGCCCGGGACAGCGCUGCCCAGGCAUUUCGGGUUGGCGCAUCAGAACUGUCCAUUUCCUGUCCCUGCAGGUGACAGGGCUAAGAGGACACCCUCAAGGAAGCAGGUUCCCAAAGCCGAGAGGUCACCAGGCAGUCGUGGAGCUCAGCCUGGCAGGAAGGAGCAGGCCAGGGGCAGCCCAAGACCAGGGUCCCCCCGGAGGAAGCAGGCAGAACGCGGGAGAUGCCAAAAGGAGCGGAAGCAGAGCCAGGCAGAGAGGAUCUGUGAGGGGAGGAGAAGGAGGGAUGGGAGGGCUUCCCUCAAGGAGCAGAGAGCACCCCCAAAGAAGGAAAAAGAGGUGCCCAAGAAGGAGGAGAUGUGGAAGCCACUGAAGAAACACAGAUCACCCUCCUUGGCCUCCAGCGCCUCUCAUGGAGAGUCUCUGUCUGAGGAGGAGCUCGCCCAGAUCCUGGAGCAGGUGGAAGACAAGAAGAAGCUCAUGGCCACCAUGCGGAACAAGCCCUGGCCCAUGGCAAAGAAGCUUAGGGAGCUCAGGGAGGCUCAAGAGUUUGUGGAGAAGUAUGAAGGAGCCUUGGGAAAGGGGAAAGGCAAGCGUCUCUAUGCCUACAGGAUGCUGAUGGCUAAGAAAUGGGUCAAGUUUAAGAGAGACUUCAAUAAUUUCAAGACUCAGUGUAUUCCCUGGGAAAUGAAGAUCAAGGAUAUUGAAAGUCACUUUGGCUCUUCGGUGGCGUCCUAUUUCAUCUUCCUCCGAUGGAUGUAUGGAGUCAACCUUGUCCUCUUUGGCUUGAUAUUUGGCCUAGUCAUAAUCCCAGAGGUACUGAUGGGCAUGCCCUAUGGAAGCAUACCCAGAAAGACAGUGCCUCGGGUGGAAGAAGAAAAAGCCAUGGAUUUUUCUGUCCUUUGGGAUUUUGAGGGCUACAUCAAGUAUUCUGCUCUUUUCUACGGCUACUACAGUGACCAGAGGACCAUCGGGUGGCUGAGGUACAGGCUGCCCAUGGCUUACUUCAUGGUGGGGGUCAGCAUGUUCGGCUAUAGCCUGAUGAUCGUCAUUAGAGCGAUGGCCAGCAACACCCAGGGCGGCACAAGCGAGGGGGACAGUGAUAACUUCACAUUCAGCUUCAAGAUGUUCACCAGCUGGGACUACCUGAUCGGGAAUUCAGAGACAGCUGACAACAAAUAUGCCUCCAUCACCACCAGCUUCAAGGAAUCAAUAGUGGAUGAACAAGAGAGUAACAAAGACGAAAAUAUCCAUCUGACAAGAUUUCUCCGUGUCCUGGCCAACUUUCUCAUCAUCUGCUGCUUGUGUGGAAGUGGGUACCUCAUUUACUUUGUGGUUAAGCGAUCCCAGGAAUUCUCCAAAAUGCAGAACGUCAGCUGGUAUGAAAGAAAUGAGGUAGAAAUUGUGAUGUCCCUGCUUGGGAUGUUUUGUCCCCCUCUGUUUGAGACCAUCGCUGCCCUGGAGCAUUACCACCCACGCAUUGGACUGAAGUGGCAGCUGGGCCGCAUCUUUGCGCUUUUCCUGGGGAACCUCUACACAUUUCUCUUGGCCCUGAUGGAUGACGUCCACCUCAAACUUUCUCAGGAAGAGGCAAUGAAGAACAUCACUCACUGGACUGUUUUUAAUUAUUACAACUCCUCGGGUUGGAACGAGAGUAGCCCCCGGCCACCCCUGCACCCUGCAGAUGUGCCCCGGGGUUCUUGCUGGGAAACAGCCGUGGGCAUCGAAUUCAUGAGACUGACGGUGUCUGACAUGCUGGUAACCUACAUCACCAUCCUGCUGGGGGACUUCCUGCGGGCUUGUUUUGUCCGGUUCAUGAACUACUGCUGGUGCUGGGACCUGGAGGCUGGAUUUCCCUCAUACGCUGAGUUUGAUAUUAGCGGAAAUGUGCUUGGUUUGAUCUUCAACCAAGGAAUGAUCUGGAUGGGCUCUUUCUAUGCUCCAGGACUGGUGGGCAUCAAUGUGCUGCGCCUGCUGACCUCCAUGUACUUCCAGUGCUGGGCGGUGAUGAGCAGCAACGUCCCCCAUGAACGUGUGUUCAAAGCCUCCCGUUCCAACAACUUCUACAUGGGCCUCCUGCUGCUGGUGCUCUUCCUCAGCCUCCUGCCAGUGGCCUACACCAUCAUGUCCCUCCCACCCUCCUUUGACUGCGGGCCAUUCAGUGGGAAAAACAGAAUGUAUGAUGUCAUCCAAGAGACAGUUGAGAACGAUUUCCCUACCUUCCUGGGCAAGAUCUUUGCUUUCCUCGCCAAUCCAGGCCUGAUCAUUCCAGCCAUCCUGCUGAUGUUCCUGGCCAUAUACUACCUGAACUCAGUAUCCAAGAGCCUAUCCCGAACUAAUGCCCAGCUGAGGAAGAAAAUCCAAGCGCUCCGUGAAGUUGAAAAGAGCCACAAAGGCAGAGCCACAGCCAGAGAUUCAGAUGACACAGCAAAAGUCAGCUCCCAAAAUGCCACCCAGCUCCAAAUCACCCAAGAAGGUACGAUGGCUUACUCUGCCAGCCAAAGCCAGACUCCGGACAAGGUGGCACAGGGUCCCGGGACCUCCAGUUCCACUGGGGGGCCCAUGCUGCCUGCCUCCCAGAACUUCCCUCUAUCUCGGCCCCCUGGCGUCAGACCACAUUGGAGCCAAGCCCAGCCUCAGGCUCAUCCCUGGCGGUCCGCCUCCGGAAAGAGUGCUCAGAGACCCCCUCACUGA